CUUUUCGUUCUGAUGAAAACCCAUCAAGAAAGACUUUUGAAAGCUAAACCAGAAAGUAGCUUUUGAAACUUUAUUCAUCAAAAUUGGGUACCCACACGUUAACCAAAGAAGAAACCUGAAAACGAAGAACCCAUAAGCCACUAAGUUUUGUUUUUAUUCUCGUACCCGAUCUAAUCUUGAUCGGAAUUCUUCUCUAACCUCUUUUCAGAUUCUUGAAUUGGUUCUCUUUCCAACAAAAGAUCCAGUUUUUGCUAGCAAUGAAGGGAAUGAAGGAAAGGUUGGUGAAGAAAAUCAAACUCAUCACCACUGUCAAGACGUUGAAGCAAGGCUUAGCUCUUCAUAAGAGUACCAUUGAUCGCACAAUACAUCAUCUAAGAGACGAAAUAGUCGCUGAAUCUAGUCAAAUCAAAGGUUGUGUUACACCAACACUACUAGAGCUUGAAGAUGCAGAGGAACAGAAUCUUGAAGAAGAAAGAGGGAUUCUUUUGGAGUUUAAAGAGAAUUGCCCACCCGGGGGAGAAGAUUCGGUUGUUUUCUACACGACGGGCCUGCGAGGUGUGAGGAAAACAUUUGAAGCUUGCAGAAGAGUGAGAUUCUUGUUGGAGAAUCACCAGGUGAUGUAUAGAGAGAGAGAUGUUUCCAUGGAUUCAGAGUUUAGAGAAGAGAUGUGGAGGUUGCUUGGUGGGAAAGCUACCUCUCCGAGGCUAUUCAUUAGAGGUAGGUACAUUGGUGGAGCAGAAGAAGUUGUGGCAUUGAACGAGAACGGGAAGCUUAAGAAGCUGCUAGAAGGAAUCUCGCAGGUUGAUUCGCCUUGCGAAUCUUGCGAGAACGAAAGGUUUUUGAUAUGUUCUAGCUGCAAUGGGAGCUCAAAAUUGCUUGUAGAUCAUCACGAUGAGGAGACUAGUAAUGAUAAUAUGUGGACGAGAUGCAGAGAAUGUAAUGAGAAUGGACUUGUGAAAUGUCCUCUUUGUACGUAGUUGCUGUUAUAAGCUAAUAAUAACUAUCUGAUUUUAACUUUGUAGAGUUAUGAUGU
Molecule: messenger RNA, 1033 nt
Organism: Arabidopsis lyrata subsp. lyrata
Lineage: Eukaryota; Viridiplantae; Streptophyta; Magnoliopsida; Brassicales; Brassicaceae
Exons: 1
Coding region: 258-977 (239 amino acids)
Source: RefSeq, a predicted model, not a curated record